UUAAAAAAAAGCCCACAUUGACUGAGUUAACAGAAGAUUAUGUUGUAAGUUUAACCUUUAAAAAAUUAAUUCAACGUCGUAAGGGUUUUCUUACCCUCUCUGUUUCUAAUUCAAAGCUUUUCCUAUUUGAUCUUCGUCUGAUUUCUGAUUCCAUCUUUUAUCAAAGGGUUUCAUAUAGCCUAUUCUUUUCAAAUAGCUAGGAUUCGUAAAAAGCCAUAUUCAACUGAUUCUGCUGGUGUUUGAAGAUCGAUCUACCUUUGUAGCCUGCUUGAUUUUGCGAAGUAUAUACCCAUGAUACCCAGUUCGAAAUUCGAAGGUGGGGUAGGUAACUCUUUGAAGACUUGGGUCUCUGAUAGGUUAAUGUCAUUGCUGGGAUACUCCCAGCCUACGCUUGUUGAGUAUGCCAUUGGACUAGCUAAGCAAGCAGCAUCACCUGCUGAUGUACUAGGCAAGCUAGAGGAAUAUGGCUUGCCAUCCACAAGUGAUGUUCGUUCAUUUGCUCAAGAAAUCUUUGGUAGAGUUCCUCGUAAAGCAUCGGGUGAAAAUCUUUACCAGAAACAAGAAAGGGAAGCUGCUAUGUUUGCUCGGAAGCAAAAGACUUAUGCAAUUUUAGAUGCUGAUGAUGAUGAAGAUGAUGCCAGUAUCAGUUCCAGUGUUCAUCACCAGUCUUCCAGUGAGCUUGCUCCUGCUUCUGAGACUGGAAAAGGAGAUAAGCAUAAGAAACGAUUCAGAAAGAAGAUUGAAAGUGAAGAAGAUGAAGAUGAUGAGGAGAUCAAACGAGUAGAAGAAGAGAGACGACUUAAAAGACGGACAUUGCAAGAUGAGGAUGAUGGUUCAGAGUCAGAAGAAGAAAGGUUGCGUGACCAAAGAGAGAAGGAGGAUUUAGAGAGAAAUAUAAGAGAACGUGAUGCUGCAUCAACUAGGAAGUUAAUGGAGCCAAAGCUUUCCCGAAAGGAGGAAGAGGAGGCCAUACGAAGAUCUAAAGCUUUGGAGCAAGAUGACAUUAAUAGUUUAAGGAAAGUUUCAAGACAAGAGUACUUGAAAAAGAGGGAGCAAAAGAAGCUUGAGGAGCUCAGGGAUGAUAUAGAAGAUGAGCAAUACCUUUUUGAUGGUGUGAAGCUUACUGAAGCAGAAUAUCUUGAAUUAAGGUACAAGAAGGAAAUAUAUGAGCUUGUAAAGAAGCGGUCUGAGGAGGAAGAUAAUAUUGGUGAGUACAAAAUGCCAGAAGCUUAUGAUCAAGAGGGGGUUGUUGACCAGGAAAAGAGAUUUGCUGUGGCUCUUCAGCGUUACAGAGACCCUACUGCUGGGGAUAAAAUGAAUCCAUUUGCAGAACAAGAGGCAUGGGAAGAGCAUCAAAUUGGCAAGGCCACAUUGAAAUUUGGCUCAAAAAAUAAAAAGCAAACGUUUGAUGACUAUCAAUUUGUGUUUGAGGACCAGAUUGAGUUUAUUAAGGCAUCAGUGAUGGAUGGUGACAAGUUUGAUAACGAGUUAUCAACUGAUUCACCUGAGACAUCCAAGGCAAAAUCAGAAUUGGAGAAACUACAGGAGGACAGAAAAAUGUUACCAAUUUAUCCAUAUCGAGAUGAUCUACUUCAAGCUGUUGAAGAUUAUCAGGUUCUUGUUAUUGUGGGAGAAACUGGUUCAGGAAAGACCACACAGAUACCACAAUAUCUUCAUGAAGCUGGCUACACAAAACGUGGCAAGGUGGGUUGUACACAGCCUCGACGAGUUGCUGCUAUGAGUGUUGCUGCUCGAGUUUCUCAAGAAAUGGGUGUCAAACUUGGGCAUGAGGUCGGUUAUUCUAUUCGCUUUGAGGAUUGCACUUCAGAAAAGACUGUAUUGAAAUAUAUGACAGAUGGUAUGCUGUUGCGAGAAUUGCUUGGUGAACCUGAUCUUGCAAGCUACAGUGUGAUAAUGGUGGAUGAGGCUCAUGAAAGAACUGUGUCAACUGAUAUUCUUUUCGGAUUAGUGAAGGAUAUAGCACGGUUUAGAAAGGAUAUCAAAUUACUUAUUUCAAGUGCAACACUUGAUGCGGAGAAGUUCAGUGAUUUUUUUGAUUCUGCUCCAAUUUUCAAAAUUCCAGGGAGACGUUAUCCUGUUGAGAUACACUACACAAAAGCACCAGAAGCUGAUUACUUGGAUGCUGCAAUUGUUACUGUACUUCAAAUCCAUGUGUCACAGCCACCUGGAGAUAUUUUGGUUUUUCUCACUGGUCAAGAAGAAAUUGAGACAGCAGAAGAAAUUUUGAAGCAUAGAGUAAGAGGUUUUGGGACAAAAAUUGCAGAACUUAUUAUCUGUCCUAUAUAUGCCAACCUUCCAACUGAGCUUCAAGCCAAAAUAUUUGAACCUACUCCUGAAGGUGCACGCAAGGUAGUCCUGGCAACAAAUAUUGCAGAAACAUCAUUAACAAUUGAUGGGAUUAAGUAUGUCAUUGAUCCCGGUUUUUGCAAGAUGAAAUCUUAUAAUCCAAGGACUGGGAUGGAGUCUUUGCUGGUAAGUCCCAUCUCUAAAGCUUCAGCAAAUCAACGUGCUGGUCGGUCUGGGCGAACAGGUCCUGGAAAGUGUUUUCGCUUGUACACUGCCUACAAUUAUUAUACAGAAUUGGAUGACAAUACACCACCAGAGAUACAACGGACCAACCUUGCCAGUGUUGUUCUUUCUUUGAAGAGUCUUGGAAUUCAUGAUUUGUUAAAUUUUGAUUUUAUGGAUCCACCACCAGCUGAGGCUCUACUGAAAGCAUUGGAACUUUUGUUUGCAUUGAGUGCAUUAAAUAAACUUGGAGAGUUGACUAAAGUUGGUAGGCGAAUGGCAGAGUUCCCUCUUGAUCCUAUGCUAUCCAAAAUGAUAGUUGCUUCCGACAAGUACAAGUGUUCAGAUGAGGUUAUUUCCGUUGCUGCCAUGCUUUCUGUGGGGAAUUCAAUCUUCUACCGUCCAAAGGACAAACAAGUUCAUGCUGAUAAUGCAAGGAUGAAUUUUCAUACUGGCAAUGUGGGUGACCAUAUUGCUUUAAUGAAGGUUUACAACUCUUGGAGGGAAACAAAUUACUCAACACAAUGGUGUUAUGAAAAUUAUAUUCAGGUCAGGAGCAUGAAGCGUGCCAGAGACAUUAGAGAUCAAUUAGAGGGUCUUCUGGAGAGAGUUGAAAUUGAACUAACAUCCAGUUCAAAUGAUUUAGAGGCUAUAAAGAAGGCCAUAACAUCUGGAUUUUUCCCUCAUUCAGCAAGGUUGCAGAAAAAUGGUUCUUACCGGACUGUGAAGCAUCCACAGACCGUCUACAUACAUCCAAGCUCAGGGUUGGCACAAGCGCUACCAAGAUGGGUUGUAUACCAUGAAUUGGUUCUUACCACCAAGGAAUAUAUGAGACAGGUAACUGAACUGAAACCAGAAUGGUUGGUGGAAAUAGCCCCGCAUUACUACCAGAUGAAGGAUGUUGAAGAUGCUGGAUCAAAGAAAAUGCCAAAGGGACAGGGGCGUGCAGCAGAGCAACCAUUGGCUUCUGCUAUGUCUUGAGAGGGGCGUGAUUGCUUUGGUCUGUUGGUAGAGUACUGGAGUCUUAGUUCUAGAGAUCAGGAUCAAAUCCUGACAGUCUCAAAUACCAAAAACAGAAAAGAACAAAAAAAGGAGAACAAUUUGGUGUGCACAGCUUGUUUUGGGACACAAGUUCUUGAGGACAACUGUAAAUACAAUUUUGUAGGAAUUAGCUCCAUCAAUUUAUCAUCAUAGUUAAAACAAGCUAACAUCUUAUUGUAGAUGAUUCUGUUGUAUAACGCGAUUAUGAUAGUAAAUUCCCAAUUUGGGAUAAAAGAGUCAAUGUAAUGUUUUCUUUGCUGGUUUUAUUUUGUAAAAAUUUCAUGGGAUAUGGAUUGCCAGAUUGCCAUGUUUCAUCACCAUGCUUUGUUCAUCUUUGAUUUCAACCUUUGCCUACUGUGAUAAUUGUGGUUGGGCUUUUGUCACUUUUGGGUGUGUGCUUUUGAAUCCUAUCUUCCUGGUUGUUGGUCUUCCUCAAAAGCCAGUAUUCAGUGUAAGCUCGUAGAUUUUUUUGGUCUUUCAUGUUUAGCAGCGGCUACAUCCUUUGUUUCUGGUCCAAAUUUCUCUUGUUAGUGACACACUCAGCCAAGUUUGAUGACCAUUUGAUUCAAACACAAGCAAUAUUUCUGUUACUAUUGCUGUAGGUGGCCAACAUUAUUUAGCUCAAGUAAUCAAGUUUCUUGGGCAAAUAAUCACAGAUUGC
Molecule: messenger RNA, 4231 nt
Organism: Durio zibethinus
Lineage: Eukaryota; Viridiplantae; Streptophyta; Magnoliopsida; Malvales; Malvaceae
Gene: ESP3
Product: RNA helicase family protein
Cellular component (GO): catalytic step 2 spliceosome; intracellular anatomical structure
Molecular function (GO): RNA binding; helicase activity; ATP hydrolysis activity
Source: RefSeq, a predicted model, not a curated record